AUGCAUUUGUUCCAUGCCCUCCUUGCCUGUGCCGUCGCUGUCACUGUCUCUGCUACCCCUGUUCCGGAUGAUGGCGGUCCCAACUAUCUCCCCCACAGGACCCUUUUCCCCAACUACAUCGUUCCUAUCAAUCAAUCCAAUCCCACUUUUACUGGCGGUACAAAGUACGAGGCCGAGAUAAAAUACACUGGCAGAUCCGAUCAAAUUCGGUCUAUGAUUGGAUGGGACAUCCCCGCCGGUGGCCCUAAAAACUGCAUAAUCAAGCUUGAAUUGUCUCAGGAGCCUGGCCAGCCCCAGAACACUUGGAAGGCUACUGGCGGUGGUAGAAUGAAUGUUUAUAUUCUUUCAGACUCCCCACCUAUCAAUUAUAGAACAAUUAGUUGGGAUAACAGGCCUGCCAGGUCUCCUCCAGUACCGCAAUGGUCGGUCGCACAACCUAUCUCUGGCGGAAAAGCGGCUAUUACUGGUGCGAGUAUACCAUGCCCAGAAGGAAGACUUUUCGUUGAACUUACAUCCGACGAACAAUCGCUUUUAUAUCUCAAGUGGUUUGGUAAGUUCCCAUUCUCAUGCACCUCGCCCUAUUGA
Messenger RNA from Morchella importuna, 585 nucleotides. RefSeq lists its product as uncharacterized. NCBI's taxonomy places the organism in Eukaryota, Fungi, Ascomycota, Pezizomycetes, Pezizales, Morchellaceae. The transcript has 3 exons. The record is from RefSeq and is a predicted model, not a curated record. Bases 1 to 585 code for a protein of 194 amino acids.